Molecule: messenger RNA, 1915 nt
Organism: Haliotis rubra (blacklip abalone)
Lineage: Eukaryota; Metazoa; Mollusca; Gastropoda; Lepetellida; Haliotidae
Product: protein unc-93 homolog A-like
Exons: 1
Coding region: 215-1756 (513 amino acids)
Source: RefSeq, a predicted model, not a curated record
CACAAAACAGGCUAUCUACCUGGACCUCGACUUGACCGACAUUUUUGACGCGAUAUCGUGCCAAUGUAACCACAAGACCUAUACCUCUCAACUACAUAACUCUUACAACAAACCACGUGUUUCCCUGUAUCGGUAACAAGAGAAGGGUCGUAUAGCGCCUACAUAACCUACAACAUGGAAGAAAACGGAGCUGAAAGUCAGCAUAAAGAUCCCCAUGUCGCACCUGCAGCUCAGGGAGAUGGUGACAUUUCAAUUUCUGACAGAGAGGAUAAAGUCGACAAUCCCCCACGACAAGGUAAAUGCAUCACUUAUUGUUGGAGAUGCGGAAGACACAGUUUCACAUUUAAAGGAAAUCGAAAAUGGAGGAGACACCCUAUUAUCUGGAAGCGACACUGUGAAAGUUGAGAUCAAGCAAUCCGCCAUCGCGGGAAAAGAGACAAAGAAUGCAGUAUUUUUAUCGAUUUCGUUUCUGUCGGUAUUUACAUCGUACAUGGCUAUACAGAACUUGCAAGGAAGUCUCAACGAUGAAGAAAGUUUGGGAGUCAUAUCACUUGGCGUGUUGUACGGGGCUUCCAUCCUGUCGGGUAUUCUGGCCCCGCUGAUAGUGACACAGCUUGGUGUCAAGAGAGUGAUUAUGUACUCCUUCAUCGGUCACCUCAUCUACACGGCGUCCAACUUCUACCCCUCCUUCGCAACCCUCAUUCCGUCAUCCGUCAUCAUCGGGAUUGUCACGGGGCCCUUGUGGUCUUGUCAAGGCAUUUACAUGACAGUGUGUGCAGUGUCCUAUUCCCAGCGAACCGGGACCCAAAUGUACGCCUCGCUCAGUAGGUUUAACGGGAUUUUCUGGGCUAUAUUUGACCUGUCAAACAUUAUCGGAAACCUCGUGUCGUCGUUUGUCCUCUAUCAAAGCGAGUACAACAUAACGGUGGGAAAUUCGUCAGCCUUCUGUGGAGUAAACGACUGCCCUGAUUCAGAAACACAAGAUAAAAUCGCUGACCCUGAAUUCUACAUUGUGUACAUCCUGCUGAGCAUAUUCCUUGUUUUUGUAGCAGCAGGGAUCGGAAUAGUCAUCAUGUUCCUCUCUCCCAUCGAGUCCCAGUUCAAAAAGGGAGAUAUAUCGGUGAAAGAAUCACUUUUGUCCUGGUUCAAAGUAUUACAGAAAACAGACAUGAAAUAUUUAAUCCCAUUUACCUGCUACCUGGCCAUUGCCGAGGAGGUAUGCUUUGUAGAGGUGACUAAAUCCUAUAUAAGUUGUCCGAUCGGAAUAGAAAACGUGGGUUACGUGAUGAUGGUUUAUGGAAUCAGUACAUCACUUUCCAGCUUUGUGCUCAGUAGGGUCACUAAGUACACGAAGCGGCAUAUACUUUGUGGCGUGGCCGGAGCGGAACAGCUGGCAAUAUUCAUCUGGAUGUGCCAUUGGGUGCCCACAGAAAAGGACACAAUCAUUAUAUAUGUUUUACUAGCUUUCUGGGGGCUGGGUGACGGGGUGUGGAAAACACAGAUAAAUGCCAUGCUGGGGGAACAUUUCCCUGGGUACCUGAAUUCCGUAUUCGCUGUGUCAGAGGGCUUCAAAUCUAUCGCCUUCACAGCGGCAAUUGGCUACAGUAGUUUAAUGUGUGUAUACACAAAGGUAAUUAUAACUAUAUGUUUUUUAACUAUAGGAUUACUUUUAUACUAUUUUGUAGAGGUUCGUUUCAUUCGCAAACAGAAAUAUCUGAAAGCUGAUAAAACCACUGAAAUAAUGGAAAUUGAUUAAAUUGUACAUUUGUGAUAAAUGACGGUUACUUUAAUUUUCAUUGUAAGUUUGUCUGAAUGGGCUGGUGGGUUUAAUGGUAAUUGUAUUUUAGUUCACGUGUUUCUACAGUUGUCUGUGACAUUUCAUUUUUGGUAUAUGUGUUUUAAAGAUCCACCUUAA